Misgurnus anguillicaudatus (oriental weatherfish) is the source of this 3513-nucleotide messenger RNA. The record is from RefSeq and is a predicted model, not a curated record. NCBI's taxonomy places the organism in Eukaryota, Metazoa, Chordata, Actinopteri, Cypriniformes, Cobitidae.
GACUUAGGAAAAUUCAAUAGGAAAUGCUUUAUAACAGGAAUCUUGAAUACAUCAACUAUAAAAACUCAAGAUCUAUUAUGAAGACAUCAAGAAUCUAGCUUAAGGUGUAAAAGUGAGAAGAGAAAUGCUAUUAGAAGAAUACUAUAAUCAAAUCAGAGCAACAUAUAGACCCCUUCACGGUUUACGUCACAGAAGAAUUCGCGGUUCGCACUGCGCAUAACGGGGUCAGAACGGUCAUUUCCAUCUAGUUGAGUUUCGUCAAAAUGCCUACUUGUUGCGUCGUCGGAUGUGAAAAUCGCACCAGCUCUGGAGUUAAAUUUUUUAGGAUUCCUGCAGGAUCUCAUCCAUUUCAAAAGAAUAGACGAAAUCUGUGGCUGCGAGCAAUUAAACGUGCAGAUUGGGACAAUGCAAAGGUUAAAGAGGCUCGUGUUUGUAGUGCUCACUUCAUUUCAGGAGAGGCGUCACUUGAUUCCAGUAGUCCUGACUUUGUUCCCUCCUUGUUUGUGUACAAAAAACAAACGCAGAUACCCGAGUCAAAAAUGGAAAGGUAUCACAGGAAAAUGAAGAGAGAUGAAUACCCUAAAAUGCAACCUGCUCCUUCCACGGCUGAAAUGGAACAAGACUGUCCCAUUGAUCAUUGCAGUGAUGAGGAGGAAGCUGAAGUGAACCACCCAGUGUCGAGAGAGGAAUAUGAUGAUCUUUGCGUUAGACAUCGUCAACUGCAGGAAGACUACAUCAACCUGCAGCAGGACUGUUUUAAAUUACGCCGUGAGAAUGAAGGAUUAAGUCAAGAAUUACAGAAUUCAAAAUUUUCAUACAGAAAUGUUAAGAGUAACAUUGGACAAUUACUGUUUUUCACUGCACUGACCUCUGUAAUCUUUGAAUGGCUCCUAAAAAAAUUAAGUGGCAGUAUUGAGGUAAGUCACCAAGCCCUUCCUCUAGAGGACCAAUUGUUGAUGGUCUUGAUGAAAUUAAGGAUGGGCCUCAGUAACACUGAUCUAGCAUAUAGAUUUCAUGUAACACCAAGCACUGUAUCAAAUAUUUAUCGGAUGUGGAUCUCUGUUAUGUCUUUGGUCCUCAAGCCAUUAAUUAAAUGGCCAAAUAAGGGAGCUAUACUUAAAAAUAUGCCCAAAAUGUUCAAACGACACUUCAAAAAAUGUCGCUGCAUAAUAGACUGCACAGCAGAGGCGAUUCUAGGGUUAGAGCUUUAGGGGUGCUGAGCACCCAAUGAGCUCUGCUGCCACCACCCGCUCUUUUUUCCUACAGAAACCAAUAAUAUGUAUAUUGUAAAAUAGCUUUCAUUUUAACAUUGGUUCAACUAACUCCAAAAUAAAGAUUUUUUGGAGACCUUUCAGGCAUGAAAAUGGGUCAGGGGUGAAAAAGAUGAGAAGAAUAUUACCCCUAGGGUCCGGGAGCAUGCUCCCCCUUAGAAUUUUUUUAAAAUUACAUAUUUUAAAGCAUCAAUCUGGUGAGUUUUCAGAUGCAUUUUUUGCCAACCUUUUUAUUUCUAAUUAAUGGUGAGCUAGCACAUUUUUGCCAUUAAUGCCAUAUUAAAGUCUCAGGACAAAAGGUGGGCUACAGCAGCAGUGUGGGUAUGGCUUUAUGUGAAUAUACAGUGUAUCGUUUGCCUUUGUCAAAAUGACAAAUCUCCUAAUUUAUAACUUUUAUGCCUACAACAUAUGGUAGGUUUAUUAAUAGUUUGUUAAUUUGCAGCUUUUCUUUUAACAGUCCUUUAAUUGAACCAUUACCUUUACUAUAUGUCUAAAACAAAACACUUGUGACUCCUGCACUAAGGGUUAAAGACGUUAUCACCUUCAUAUUAGUCUACAUGUGACAAACUAGACAGUUAGUGAUUUCACACAUAACUUACCGGUAGCCUACUGGUGGUAUACAGUGAUAUGUAGUUUGUUUUCACUCUGUUCCAAACGCCAUGUUUUCAUGAGGACUGACCAGAAAAGACGCCCGUGAUGUCAUGUUUACAUGACUCCCGAUUGUUAAAAUAAGUCUCAAAUUAACGAUAAAUCAUACAAUAAACUUUAACAACAGAGACACACGUAUGCAACUACCCACUGAGACGCACUGCAUGCGUCUUGCGGAAGAACAUUGUAACCGGCGCUACUUCUCUCCGUUUAAGUCUAUGGACGAGUCACCCAGGUACUGUGCUACUCCGCAGCGCGCGGGUACCCGCCGGACUUAAAUAAUCCGAAAAUAAACACUUAUUAUACGUGUACCAUGGUGAUUCAUUAUAAGACAAAAACACGACUUGAAAGAUUGAUUCGUGAUGUACUCGCUCAUUAUAAACAUAACGUAAACAUUUUGUAAGAUUUGAACAAAAAAGUUGCAUCACAACACUAUCUGAUUCUCACUCUGCGUGUGUUUCACGCUGAAUGACGAACGGGCUAAGCGAUGCAGGUACAGAGAAGUAGAAGAGGAUGACACCAUUUGCUAAGCGGGGAGGUUUUCAUUUUCUACCUUAUUAUAUAUUUUAAACCACAAACUACGGAGUAUGUUUUGGACAUUAUUUAACCUGGUCAAAGACGAACGAACAUUUUAGAAUAAUUAAAUUUCUUGCCCCAAGUUUUAAGGGUGCUGAGCUCCUUUUUAGGGGUGCUGAAGCACCCCUAAAAAGGGGCUAGCCUCGCCCAUGCUGCACAGAGAUCUUUAUAGCCCGACCUAGUAAUUUGACGGCAAGGGCCCAGACCUGGUCUAAUUAUAAGCACAAUAACACAGUAAAAUAUUUGAUCGCCAUCACACCUGCUGGGGCAAUUUCGUUUUUGUCUCCAGGGUGGGGUGGACGGGUUUCUGAUAAACAGAUCACCAAAGAGUCAGGUUUCCUGGAACUGUUGGAGCCUAUGGAUGAGGUUUUAGCUGAUAGGGGAUUUUUAAUACGGGAUGAGCUUGCAGCAAUUGGUGCCACUCUUCGUAUUCCUCAUUUUACUAAAGGGAAAAAGCAACUGUCUGCAGGAGAAGUAGACACAUCCAGACAACUAUCUCGGGUUAGGAUUCAUGUUGAACGUGUCAUUGGUCGGUGGAAAAAUUUUAAGAUUUUACAAACUGUUAUUCCUGUGUCUCAGGUUGAUAUGUUAGAUGAUGUAGUGAUUGUGUGCGCUGCACUAACAAACCUCUGUAAAAGUGUGGUUCCCAAAGGCAGAGUUUCCAAAUAACUCAUUCAUUUGAAAUGUUUAAUGAUUAAUGCUAUUUUGCUUUUGUAUAUUGUCAAAAUAUAUAACAUUGUUUCUGGUUAUGUUCCAUUAAAGAAAAUCAUAUUAUGGAAGUAACAAUUACUGUCACUUGUUUUAUUUAAUCUAACACAUAAGAAAUGAAAUUGUAAAGAAACAAUAACAAGUGCAUCUGUAUACAAACAACAAAAUGCAUUCUCCAAAAUUUUUUUAACAGAAUACAUAAAUUAAAUGGUAGCUUCUGCCAUUGGCAAAGAAAACAGUUAUUUGUUUUGACAUUCACUGCAUAACCAAGUUGCUGACUUCCUUUUGAUCCUUGCACAGCUGUAAUGGA